Messenger RNA from Exophiala xenobiotica, 1772 nucleotides. RefSeq lists its product as uncharacterized. NCBI's taxonomy places the organism in Eukaryota, Fungi, Ascomycota, Eurotiomycetes, Chaetothyriales, Herpotrichiellaceae. Gene Ontology annotation, biological process: proteolysis. Gene Ontology annotation, molecular function: metallodipeptidase activity. The record is from RefSeq and is a predicted model, not a curated record. The transcript has a single exon. Bases 140 to 1642 code for a protein of 500 amino acids.
ACUCUGUACGCGAUCAGGUAGUAUGUAUAUCAGCGGCGUCAGGGUUGUCACAUAAAGAAACUGAUUCCCGACGCCCUCUCAAGCUACACCCCUUGAUCUCGCAGCUGAAAGUCGCUGCACAAGCCAGACUAUCAUCCCCAUGUCUACCAAAACCGAGGUCGACCCUCUUCUUCCCCAGAACGACCCUGCCCCAGAGAUCCAGGGAUAUGGCUUUUCGAGAUAUAAAGGCUACGCUGGUAUACAGGCUUCAGAAGCGGAGUCGCAGACCAAAGAUUGGAUAGAUGACAGUGAAGAGGAUGAUGCGCAGUCUGUAUCGACGACAAAUGCAAGAUCGGCCUUGAACGGGAUCGCUUCACUUUUGACGGUCGUUAUCUUCUUGGGACUGUUGGUCGCUCUGUUGAGACCGAGACUACAAGACGGCACUAACGAGCCGUUGCCCUUGCCCAAGCACCCUCCUCAGACCAUUGAAGACAGAGUCGCCGAUAUCCUUGACCAUACUCCAUUGAUAGACGGCCAUAAUGACCUUGCUAUCUUCCUCCGGUUUGCAUAUCAGAACAAGCUGCACACCAAGGUGUUCAAAGAUAGAUUCGAGAACGGCGGGAUGGAGGCGAACGUUGAUCUGCCUCGUCUACAGGCAGGGCUGGUCGGAGGCUCAUUUUGGAGCGCAUUUGUCGUGUGUCCAGACGACGCCAGUGACGACUUUUCAGACGAAACAUAUGCCACCGCGGUUGCUCAUACUCUGUCACAGAUCGACUUGGUCCGACGGUUACAGAGUGAAUAUCCUCAAAAUUUCACGUCUGCGACCGCACCACUUUCGGUGUCUUUGAGCAAUUUCCAUGCUACAAGAUCAGUGAUAUCGCCCAUCAGCAUCGAAGGACUGCACCAGAUUCCACAGUCGGCUCCUCUCUCGACUCUUCGUCUGUACUAUGCUUUGGGUGUGCGUGCAGCGACGCUUACCUGGAAUUGCCAUAAUGCUUUUGCCGACGCUGCCCUUAUAACCUCAAAGGGGGAGACCAAGGUGGCGCCGUACCAUCGUGGAGGUAUCACCACAGCCGGAAGAGACGUCAUUCGCGAGAUGAACCGACUUGGUAUGCUGGUCGACAUUUCUCAUACCUCGUAUUGGACGCAAAAAGCGGUUCUGAGCAACAGGACCUCCGCUGCCCCAGUCAUCUUCUCCCAUUCUUCAGCAUUUACCUUGUGUCCGCAUCCACGAAAUGUACACGAUGACAUCUUGGAUCUUGUCAAGGAAACUGGAAGCUUGGUGAUGGUCAACUUUUCGCCAGGGUUUAUCUCCUGCUUACCCCCACCCAAUUCGAGCAUAGUUCCAGAAUUCUACGAAAAGAACAAUACCCUGCACCAAGUGGCUAGACACAUUGUCUAUAUUGGUGACAAGAUAGGGUAUGAUUAUGUUGGGCUUGGCAGUGAUUUCGACGGCAUGGGCGACCUGACUCCGCGUGGUUUGGAAGGCGUGGACAAGUACCCAAACCUGAUCGCUGAGCUGCUUAAGAUGGGCGUCAGCGACAAGGACGCUGGCAAGGUGGCAGGCGGCAACCUUUUGCGGGUCUGGCAGACUGCUGAAGGGAUUGCGAAGCGGCUGCAAAGGAUGACUCACGAAGGUGAGGAUGAAGUAAGUGGUUGGUAGUGCGGCAGCAUAUACAGCAGUUAUUUGUUUUCUGGUGAAGGUCGCAUCGAAUUUUUGGCUAUUGAGGGCUCUCUGAAAAUGGCGUCAAUCUGCGACAUUUGUCCUGCGCUUACAUCUCAGUGAAUAUUAU